Messenger RNA from Durotheca rogersii, 1402 nucleotides. RefSeq lists its product as uncharacterized. The record is from RefSeq and is a predicted model, not a curated record. The coding region runs from base 1 to 1065 and encodes 354 amino acids. Lineage: Eukaryota; Fungi; Ascomycota; Sordariomycetes; Xylariales; Xylariaceae. The transcript is spliced from 2 exons.
AUGGGCUGGUGGGAGAGCAUUUGGCCGGCCUCGGGCUCGGGCGACGACCCGCUGCGCAAGCUCGACCCGAAGCUGCGCGAGUUCCUCGAGCGGGAGUCGCCGGUGAAGUACAGCACGGCGCAGCCGGAGCCGCUACAGGGGCGGGAGGCAGUGGAUGCGCGGGCGCGGCGGGCGGCGGAGGAGGCGGAGGAGGCGCGGCGACGCCAGGCGGCCGAGGACGACGCGGCCUCGCCGGUGCCCAAGGAGAGCCAAUUCCCGGACGGGCGGUACGCGCACCUGUGGAAGACGUACCGGCCGCUGGCCGAGAUCGAGGCUGAGACCAAGAGCGAGCACGAGAAGCUGAUGGACGUGCUUGAGGGCUUCAAGGAGCGCAAGAGCCAGAUCGGCAAGGCCGCCCUCGAGAACUGCGCCCUCGAGCAGGUCGACUGGCGCCAGUGCAUGAUGAACCCGAGCGCCGCCGAGCGCCUCACCCUGUGCCGCGACCAGGUGAAGAAGUUCGAGCGUUGCUACACAAUGCAGACGAGACUGCUUAAGGCCUUAGGCUACCUCUCGACGUACGACCGCUCGGCCGAGGAGGAGGAGGAGAUCCAGAUGCACGCCGACACUCUGUACCACCGGAUGCUCGCGCAGGAGGCCGAGAUCACGGCGGCCAAGCAGGCGGGGCUGCCGGCGCCGGCGUUCCCGCCGCUCAUACCGCGCGCGCCCGCGGACCCGGGGCACUCGAUCGCGGCGCGGCAACGGGAUCCGCUCCCGGCGCGCGAGCAGCCGCCGCACCAGAGGCCGCGGGACGGCCGCGUGGAGGACGAGGAGCUGACGCCCGAACAGCUCGCGGCCCUCAAGACGCGGCUUAGCAAGGUCGCCGAGGAAGACCGCGCCGCCGAGGAGGAGGCUAUCCGCGGCGAGUGGCGCGCCAAGGCUGAGGUCGCCUCCAAGGUCGAGGACCUGUGGAGCCAGCAGGCGAGGGAACGGGAGGCGCGGAGACUUAGAGGCGAGGAGACGUUGUGGGACAAGCUCUCAGGCGCGUUCCGCGGCAGCGGGGACGGCAGCGGCGAUGGGAAGAGGUAGCGUGCGCUGCUUGGACUUGCUACGAGAAGCGUAUAGGGGAAAGGGGAAGAGGUAUGGGCAGGAUUGCCGGUGUUGGAGAUGGCGUUGCGACACUCAGCUUCGACGUACCUAAUGCCCGGCUGAGGCUGGCGCGAAGUUCUGGGCCUGUAGAGGGUUCGCAGAAGGCACCACUUUUGGUAUUUGACGCCGUGAGGGGAUUCGGCUAAUACGUCCAUCUACUGGGUUACGGACACCAUGGGCGCAGCUGUAUUAUAUGUAAUGCAUAGAGACCACUCCCGUCGAUAGGUAGGUAUGGCGUAGGUGCAUGAAGUCUGUCAGAAAGAGGCAGACUUAAACU